CCGAAAAGGUAAGAGUCACCAGCACAUCAAGUUGAAGGUAGAGUCCUCUGCUACUGUCAGGAGAGUAAAGAAGAUGAUUGAGGCAAUAGAAGGUACCCCACGUCACCUACAACGACUUAGUCUAGAUGGAGUUUGUCUGGAGAAUAGGAGGAGAAUGGGGUACUACCACACGCUCAUCUCCAGCAAGUGCAGGUUGGUCCUCAGGAGCCAGCCACAGUACCAGGUGUUCCUCAGAACUCUGUCAGGGAAGACCCUAGCACUUGGAGUGAGGGGUGGGGACACAGUGAAGCACAUGAAGUCAGUCGUCUAUGAGAAAGAAGGGAUCCCACCAGACCAGGUGAAGGUGUUUUCAGGUGGGAGGGUGCUGAGAGAUGAGAAGAGGCUGAGGGAUUGUGGUCUUCAUAGUGGGAGUACUGUUGACCUCUCUCUGGGGCUCUUGGGAGGAAUGUUCCAGAUAUUUGUGAAGACUCAGAGAGGCAAGACCAUUCUCACUUUGGGAGUGUAUUCUGCCCGAUAUAUGUCCAUCGGUGAAAUAAAGUCUGAUAUCGAAAAAGAGACGGGACUGCCAAAAACACAGCAACAACUUCUGUUCAAUGGUCGGCACUUGGAUGAUAGAAAGACUCUCAGUGACUAUAGUGUUUUAAAUGAGGAUACUCUUCAAUUGAUCUGGCCGGUAAGGAGAGGCAUGGGCAUAUUUAUAAAGAUGAAAGGUCUAGCUCUAACGCUAGAAGUGGAAGCUGGUGAUACUAUCGAGAUGGUGAAAGCUAGAAUUUGGAACAAAAUCAAAAUGCCCCAAGACCAUCAACAACUUUUAUUUAAUGGCCAGCAGCUGGAGAAUAGACAGACACUAAGUGACUAUCAUAUUCAGCACGAGGACACCCUACAGCUAGUCUGGCUGGUAGAGAAAGACAUGGGGAUAUUCUUAAAGACUGAAACAGGUGAAAUGAUCCUACUGGAAGUGGACGCCAGUGAUACAAUAGAGAGCGUGAAAGCUCAAAUUCAACUCUUUGACAAAAUUCCACCAGACCAACAACUGCUAUUGUUCAAACAUUGGGUACUUGAAGAUAGUCGAACUCUGAGUGACUAUAACAUUCAAAAGGAGUCCAUCCUUCUGAUACUUAUAUAUAGGGCCAGAAAAAGUGCCUAUAAUUUAGUGGCAAAGACAUUAACAGGUAAGCCCUAUGUUCUAGAAGUUCAGCCUAGUGAUACUAUAUGGAGUGUGAAGGCUAAAAAUGAAGACAUAAUUGGAGUACCACCAGACCAAAUGCGAUUUAUAUUUCAUGGUAAGCAAAUGGAUAAUGAAUGGACCGUAAAACAAUGUAUUCCGAUGAAUUCUGUUAUUCAUGUGGUUUUACGGUUGAGAGGGGGAGGAGAUGGAGGGAGUGUAAGAGUUAUAACUCCAACAGAUUGCAUCUUUCCAUCAGUGAAAAUGGAUUCUACUAUUGGUGAAUUGAAGGUUGAAAUUCAAGACUUAGGAGGAAUACCACCAUCACAACAGCAACUCCUAUUCAACGAUAGGCAAUUACAAGAUGAACGGACCCUGAGUGACUAUAAUAUUGGAUACCAAACUCUUCAACUGUUUUCACUGAGAGGAGGAUUCCCUGUCAUUAGAAGGGCUGAAAUAACUGCACAGACAAAGAUACAAGUCCUUCCAGAAGAGCCACUAACUUACGACUGGGAGGGACAUGGAUUCAAAAUCAACAUUCCAGCUGGUGCCCUCAGUAGCAGUGGUCCAGCGACUAUGUACAUCCAGGCCAGCCUCGGCGGAGACUAUCAGUUCCCAGCUGAUCAUGUGGCAGUCAGUGGCAUUACUGUCUCUCCCUUCAUCCUCCUGUGGAACACUUUAACAAGAAGGUCACCAUCAGGCUCCAACACUGCGCCCGUGUUGAGGCGGAAGAUGGUGACAGAGCACUCUCCUUCUUCACAGCCAAAGAAACACCGCCUCACAUCUUCCAACCGCUGCCAGGAGGCUCUUUCUCUGAGACUGGUGAGGCUACCAUCGAUGUUAGCCACUUCACUUUGUUUACAGUGCUUGGCUUGCGAAGAAGGCCACGUAAAUAUGCCAUUCACACUUACUACAUAUCCAAGCAACUCAAUAGAUAUGAAGCCCAUAUAACUGUCACACAGAAGAAAGAGCUGGUGAUGGAGAGGGUGAGACAGUUGUACUGCCAGGAACAAGGAGCUGAAAUAGGUCCACUAGUACCAAUGGUCAAGUUUGUGCCUGGCGAGAAACAAAUUAAACUGGACACUUCAGAUGCAACCUGGACCAAAGAUUCUUGGAGUCUGUGUCCUCUUUCCUCACCUUGCCUCACAAAAGAGGCACUGGAUGACUAUGGUGGAGGACUAGCAGUCCCAGCCUUUCAAAUUCAGCUGAAAAUGAUUCCUUCCCUUACACCAAUGGCUCUUGAGCAGAGAGUAGGAUUUGUAGGAGUCACGCCA
Molecule: messenger RNA, 2439 nt
Organism: Geodia barretti
Lineage: Eukaryota; Metazoa; Porifera; Demospongiae; Tetractinellida; Geodiidae
Source: the annotation of a GenBank genome assembly